GAGAAAAUAAAUGGGACAAGUAAGUCUAAAAAUUCAAGUUGUGAAGUAUUAAUGGCGAAGUAUAUGGUGGCAGAUACACAUUGAAGAAGUGCAAUAAAAGGUGAAUUGUUUCAGUUGGGUAGGUCAUAAUGGAGAAUGCUUUCAAUACUUAAUUUGAACUCAUUCAUUCAUCUCUCUUCCUCACACAAACUUUCCUCUUGUUCAAUCUCAAACAAAACCAAAAAACAAACCCUUCAAUUCAAACUGCAUGAUCAAAAUCUCUGCUACCACUUCAUCAUGAACCAUCAAUUCAUCAUGAAUCAAAUGCAGAGUCAAUGAUGAUCUUGAUGCUGAAACAUCAAAAGGGUCUCUGAACAACAUCUUAAUUAAUUCAUCUCACCAACUUUACUCUCUCAUCAUUAAUAUUAUUACCACAGAAACAUAGAAAACAAGUCAUUUUCCAAACUUUCUUUCAAUUUCUUGUUUUAUGUUCUUCCUUUCAUGAAAGAUAUGGAUAUUGUUGGGAGAAAAAGAAGGUUUCUCUGUUCUACUCUGCAUUUUCCUCUUCUGAUUUUCUUCAUGGCAAUACUUCUACAAAGGAGUAGUAUUAUUGUGGCUGAAUCAAACAUGUUAAAUUACACAAAGUAUAGACAAAUUAGUAGUUUGAGGCUUGAAAGGAUUAAUAAUCACUUGGACAAGAUUAACAAGGCUCCUGUUCUCACCAUUGAGAGCCCAGAUGGAGAUCUUAUUGAUUGUGUUCAUAAAAGAAAACAAUUAGCUUUGGAUCACCCACUUUUAAAGAAUCACAAGAUCCAGAAAGCGCCGAGUGAGAUGCCAAGAUGGAUGAAAGUGAAGAGAGAUGACAACGGCGGUAGUAAAGACACAAAUGCUAGUGAUAUGAAGGGGGGAGAAGGGAGGGUAAGAGAAGACUCGUGGCAAAUGUGGCAUCGAAAUGGGACAAGGUGUCCAAAGGGAACGGUUCCGAUACGUAGGAGUACCGUGCAUGAUGUUUUGAGAGCGAAAUCUUUGUAUGACUAUGGUAAGAAACGGCAACAAAUUCCACUAUCUCGCCACAGUGAGGCCCCUGAUGUACUUUCGGGCAAUGGUCACGAGCAUGCGAUCGCAUACACAGGAUCGUCGCAAGAGAUAUACGGUGCAAAAGCAUCAAUAAGCGUGUGGGAUCCGUCUAUUGAAGUGAUGAACGAGUUCAGUCUCUCGCAAAUUUGGGUUCUUUCGGGAUCUUUCGAUGGUCCUGAUCUUAAUAGCAUCGAAGCUGGAUGGCAGGUCAGUCCGGAGCUUUAUGGUGAUAGCAGACCCAGAUUAUUCACUUAUUGGACGAGUGACUCUUAUCAAGCAACAGGAUGUUACAAUCUUCUUUGUGCUGGAUUCAUUCAAACAAAUAACAAGAUAGCUAUUGGAGCUGCCAUUUCUCCUGUCUCUUCCUAUGCUGGCAGCCAAUAUGACAUUUCAAUCCUCAUUUGGAAGGAUCCAAGAGUAGGAAAUUGGUGGAUGAGUUAUGGCGACAACACAUUGGUAGGGUAUUGGCCAGCGGAGCUAUUCACACACUUAGCCGAUCACGCCACAAUGGUGGAAUGGGGCGGGGAGGUAGUAAACUCGCGGUCCAACGGCCGGCACACCUCCACCCAGAUGGGUUCCGGCCACUUUGCCGAAGAUGGUUUCGGGAAAGCAAGCUACUUUCGGAACCUCGAGAUUGUAGACAUUGAUAACACUCUUAGCUCAGUACAAAGCAUCUCAACCUUAGCUGAAAACAAAAAUUGUUAUGAUAUUGAAAACUCCUAUAGCAAUGAAUGGGGUACAUAUUUUUAUUAUGGUGGGCCUGGGAAUAAUCCUCAGUGUCCAUGAUUUUUAAUUGACGUAUAUAUAAAUUCAAUUGGACAAGUAUAGUUCAGUUUUAAAUUUGUCUUACGUUGAAGUAAUGUCUUAUUUUCUUGUUACAUUCUUUACUUGUACGUAAUCAAAGAAUUAUUAAUUUGCUGUUUC
This is a messenger RNA of Trifolium pratense (red clover), 1980 nucleotides long. RefSeq lists its product as uncharacterized. The record is from RefSeq and is a predicted model, not a curated record. NCBI's taxonomy places the organism in Eukaryota, Viridiplantae, Streptophyta, Magnoliopsida, Fabales, Fabaceae. Bases 481 to 1842 code for a protein of 453 amino acids. The transcript has 7 exons.